Molecule: messenger RNA, 1903 nt
Organism: Diaporthe batatas
Lineage: Eukaryota; Fungi; Ascomycota; Sordariomycetes; Diaporthales; Diaporthaceae
Exons: 2
Coding region: 106-1596 (496 amino acids)
Molecular function (GO): heme binding; monooxygenase activity; iron ion binding
Source: RefSeq, a predicted model, not a curated record
AUCGAACCUUGCAGCCGUGACGACACACCAAGGACAGCCUUACUUAUGGACACGAAUUUGUCCUCUUGAAUUCACACCCCAAGUGUUGUCUGCGCUGUGUGCAACAUGACUGCGAGUCUGGACGUCUUGGUCCUCUUUUCAACUUUGGCAGCGGGGUAUCUCGGCUGUCUUUUGGUGUACAAUGUUUGGCUUCAUCCGCUGUCAAAAUACCCAGGACCCUUUUUCUGGCGCGCAUUUCGGCUGCCUUUUCUUACAUCAUUCAUUCGGGGACGAUUGCCGCACGACAUCAAAAAGCUGCAUGAACAAUAUGGCGACAUCGUCCGAUUGGCUCCAGAUGAGAUAUCUUUCAUUGAUUCUGCCGCUUGGAGAGACAUCUACCCGAAGAACUUCGUUCGCCCAUACGAGUAUAAGGAUCAGCCACCAGGGAAGACUGCAUCAAAUUUGAUCGCAUGCACCGAGAGAGAACACGCCCGUUUCCGAAGGAUCUUGGCGCCGGCAUUCUCAGAGCGAUACACAGCCGCACAGGAGCCUAUUGUUUCCAUGUAUGUCGACAAAUUAGUUUCGAAGCUAAACGAACGCAUCGACAACUCCGAGUCGACUUCCCGUGACUCAGCCAAUAUAGACGCUGUGGAGUGGAUCAACUACGUGGCGUUUGACAUCGUUGGAGACUUGGUCUGGGGGUCUUCGUUCGGCUGUCUGGAAGGUCUAACAACGCAUCCCUGGAUCCAGACCGUCAGCCAAUUUAAGGCAGCCACGAUAGUCACGUCUGCGAAAUUCUAUCCAUGGCUCUACGCAACGCUCAUGGCUAUCACGCCCUCGUCUGCGUUGAACGAGGUGAUGGAGAUGUGGCGCGUCACUGAACAGAAGGUUCGCGAUCGGAUUGCCACCGGCUCAGACCGGCCCGAUAUUCUCAGUCAGCUCCUAGAGUGUGAGAAGGAUUCUACAUCCGAGUCCAUGACCCGCGAGGAAAUGGAGGUUAACGCAAUGAUGCUGGUCGCUGCAGGCAGCGAAUCAGUCACAACUGUGUUGUCUGGGCUACUCAACUACCUCCUGCGCAAUCCGAAGGACCUUGCUGCUGUCACAGGCGAAGUCCGUACUUCUUUCAGUACUGACGACAGGAUCACAGGGUCAAGAUUGAAAAAGCUUCCCCUUCUCAAUGCAGUAUUGAACGAAGGUAUGAGACUCUGUCCAACGAUCCCGGACUCCAUGCGCCGCAAUGUACCUCCUGGGGGAGCCACUGUCGCUGGCGAGGUGCUUCCUCCCAACACGGUUGUUUCCGUCCCGCCAUGGGCCAGCUACAGGGCCAAGCGGAACUUCAACGAGCCGGAGCGCUUCAUGCCUGCACGGUGGCUCAGCGACUCGGAUAGCGGCUUGCGGGACGACAAGGCAGCAUUCAACCCUUUCUCUCUCGGUCCGCACAACUGUCCUGGACAAAAUUUGGCCUGGCUUGAGCUGCGGUUGAUCCUGGCAAAACUUCUGUGGGCUUUUGAUUUAUCCGUCGCCUCGGGUAUAGAGCUACCGAGGUGGGAAGAGCAGGGUAUCUGGUGGUUCUGGGAAAAGCAACCCACUGUUAUCCGCCUGACCCGGCCGCGCUGAUGCCGCUCAAAAGAGGCAAGGCCCCGAGUCAUUUUAAGACUCUCGGCCACUGUUAGGGAAAAACGAAGUAGAGCCCCCCCUGCUAAAUUCACAUUCCCGUACAGACUACAACAAAAUCACAAAAAGAUAAACUUCCUAAAUAUAGUCUCAGUAUAAUAGAAACUAUUAUGAAAAGAAAGAGGUUCUUUUAAGACUUCUUUUUCACAUUUUAAUUUAGAGCUCUAUGUAUGAAAGUAAGAUCUUGUAACUGGUUCGCUUCCAUUCCGCAUAUGCCCGAGGACAUACAUGGGGCCUUCAUAUAGUGGUA